Molecule: messenger RNA, 1430 nt
Organism: Oncorhynchus keta (chum salmon)
Lineage: Eukaryota; Metazoa; Chordata; Actinopteri; Salmoniformes; Salmonidae
Product: zinc finger protein 420-like
Exons: 4
Coding region: 69-1430 (453 amino acids)
Biological process (GO): regulation of transcription by RNA polymerase II
Molecular function (GO): DNA-binding transcription factor activity, RNA polymerase II-specific; RNA polymerase II cis-regulatory region sequence-specific DNA binding
Source: RefSeq, a predicted model, not a curated record
CUAAAAGACUGUACCUCUGCUCAGAGUGUGGCAAGAGGUUCACCACAGCGCCUUUACUAAAGUCUCACAUGAAGUCUCACAGUGGGGAGAUACACCACCAGUGCUCCGUCUGUGGGAAGUGUUUCCUGCUGUUCCAGGACCUCAAGAGACACCAGGAGAUCCACAAAGGGGGCAACAACUCUGACGCAGACAGUCCAGGGGAAGCAGAUCCGGAGAGACCGUUCCCCUGCUCUGUGUGUGGUAAGAGGUUCACCGCAGCCUUCAGGCUUAAGGCACACAUGAAGAUCCACAGCGGAGAGAAACCCCACCAGUGCUCCGUCUGUGGCAAGGCCUUCCUUCGACCCUACGACCUUAAAAGACAUCUGGUGACCCAUAAAGGAGAGGGCACCAGCUCUGACCCUGACAGUCCAGGGGAUCCUGACCAGGAGUUGAAGCCAUAUUUCUGCUCCCAGUGCGGUAAGAGGUUCACUGCAGCCAGCAGCCUGAAGACACACACAAUGACGCACAGUGGAAAGAAAACCCCACCAGUGCUCCGUCUGUGGGAAGUGUUUCCUGCGAUACCAGGACCUGAAGAGACACCAGGUGAUCCACAAAGGAGAGGGCGCCAGCACAGAAAAACCCCACCAGUGCUCUGUCUGCGAGGAGAGUUUCUUGAAGCUCGACGACUUGAACAUUCACGUGACGAUCCACACAGGAGAGAAGACCAAGCACAUCUGCCAACCAUGUGGAAGACCUUCACUCUGCUGCAGGACCUAAAGACUCACCAGCGCACCCAUACGGGAGAGAAACCGUACCACUGCUCCAAGUGCCCAGAGAGCUUUGGCAACCUGUUGGAGUACAGGGAGCACAAGCAGACGCACAAUAACAAGAAACCGUACCUUUGUGACCACGCGGCCAGACGUUCACCCACUUCUACACCCUCAAGACCCACCGGUCAAUCCACACAGGGGAGAACCUCCUCCACUGCUCCUACUGUGGGAGGGGCUUCACUCAGAAAACCUCCUGGCGACCCACAUACUGAUCCACACCAAGGAAAAACCGCACCAGUGCUCUGUGUGCGGCCAACGUUUUGCCAGAAGCGAAAGCCUGAAGAAACACAAGAGGAUACACAUGGCAGAGGUCCGCCAUCACAUGUGCGAAAAGGGAAGAGUUUCCCUGACAUGAAGAGGUUGGAGGUGCACGCGAGAAUGCACUACAAGAGCCUGGAAAAGAAGUACUGCUGCUCAUACUGCGGGAGAAUGUUCCUACGGGACGGGGAUCUAAAGAGUCACCAGAGAACACACACCGGAGAGAAACCCUUUGUCUGCGCCAUAUGCGGGAAAAGUUUCGCCCAAUCUGGGAACUUGAGAGUGCAUCAGAUCAAGCACACUAAAGAGAGACCGUACCUUGUACUGUCUGUGAUAAGGGGUUCACCACCUCUGGGAGUCUGA